AAUCAACACCUUAUCACUUCAACAGUAGUGACACCAUAAACCUAUGUAAACCCACUUUAGCUGAAAACAGAGAUGUUGUACAAGUACAGGCUGUACACCAACAAACCAAUGAAACUGGAACAAAUCAUGAAAUGUAUUAUUUGUAUGCUGAUGUCGUCUUACCUGUUCAGGCAGCCACAUGAGAGAUUAAAACUACUCAGGAUGUUCUUUCUCUGUUUUGUCAGGAGAGAUGAAUAUGACCUGACAAGUUUUUUGGACAGUCUACAACAGCCUCCGAAGAAGAAAGAUAAGGGUGGGAAAGGAAAGACACCUGCAGCGGCGGACAGCUCCACAGCGGAAGUGUCAGUGGAUCAGCUCCAGGAGCAGAUUGAGCUCCUGAAGGAUGAGCUGGACAAGGAGAGGGACGAGCGGAACUUCUUCCAGAUGGAGGGAGACAAGAUCCGGGCCUUCUGGGACAUCACCAAGAGGCAGCUGCAGGAGAAGACCGCUGACCUCAGGAACAAGGACAGGGAGUUGGAGGAGGCCGAGGAGAAUCAUCAAGAAGAAGUCAAGGAUUAUAAACAGAAGGUGAAGCACUUGCUGUACGAACACCAGAACAGUCUGUCAGAACAGAAAGCAGACAAGACUACUGCCAAAAAGGUGCUGCAGACUGAACACAUUGAGAGGGAGUUUGAGCUACGUAAAGAAAUACGCAAUCUGAAAAAUGCUCUCAAGGCAAUGGAACUAUCCAGUGAAAAUCUAGUGAAGAAGCUGAAACUGAAAAAUGAUGAGGAAAUGAUCCAAAAGCAAAAUGAUUUUGAAAGACAAUUGCAAGAAAACAAAGCAAAGUACGAAAAGCGGAUGCUGGUGAUGCAAAGGGAGGUGGACCUGAGGUGGACAACGGAGGUUCACAAAAUCGAGGAGAGGAAGAACAGUCAGAUAAACACGCUGAUGAAGGACCAUGACAGGGCCAUCUACAGCAUGAAGAAUUAUUACAAUGAUACCAUCAUCAACAACAUGUCCCUCAUCAACUCACAGAGAGCAGAGAUAGAUGCAACCUUGAAGAAGGUGGAUGACCUGGAGAAGGAGAACGCAAAAGUGGUGCAGCACAACAGGAGGCUGGCUGAGCCUCUGGAGAAGGCCAAGGAGGAAGUGGCAGAGCUGCAGAAAGUGAUGGCAAGCUACAAGAAGGACAAGGCCUCACUGGUGGAAGCCAGGAAACGUUUGAAGGCAGCUGACAAAGAGAUGGAGGACAUGAAAUGGGAAUGUGAGGUCCUGCAGCAGACGUUGCGAAAGGUUCAGGAAGAAAAAGACAAUUUGGCCCACCAGUUAACCAACACCAUUCUGGAGGUGCAGCAGAAGAGCACUUUCAAGAACCACCUGGAAAAUAAGAUGAAUUCCCUUUCAAAAACUGGAGAAAAAGCAGGGAGAGAAUAGCAAGGCCCAUAAUGACCCGCCUCUCAUGUAUAUGCUGGAUUAUGAGGCCCUGAUUGAAACAGCUGGAGAUGCUCAUGUGUGGACGUGGUCUGCUGAUGUCUGGAGGGCUGAUGUCUGCCCCAACCAUCACUCAAUAAAUGUGACACAAUCUCUCGUCACAAAAAAAUUACCGUGUUACUCUCCUUUCUCCCCUUGUCAUUUAUUAGCAGUAUUUAGCUAUUUUAGAAAUAAAUAUUUCUAAUUUUGCGCUUUGUAUUAAUUUUAAUUUGUGUUGCUUUCUAUUAUAUGUACAUUAUUAUUAUCAACAUUUUUAACGUCAUCAUAAUUUGCGAAAGAGCAUUCUUAGAUUCAGGGUUAUUGUACAUUCUAAAUUAAAAAUAAACCAGUGAAAGUGAUAAGACGGACAUACAUAUACAAUGAUGACAGAAUUAGCCAGAUCACCUGGGAUGCUGUGUGUCAACUUCUGGUUCAGUCUCCCAACUGGACAGCUGCAGCCCCCUCCUCACAUAACACAUAGUAGAAAUUUAGUGACACAUUGUUCCGGAAUGAAAUUAAUUUUUUUUCCGGGAUAGAAAACUAAAAUCUAACAUUCUGAACGAACCCGGAAACAUACUUUUACCGGGGGUUCUUGUUGCCUAUAUCUCGAUGGGGAACCGCAAUGCACUCACAGGAUUUAGCUUUCUUCCGUUGCCAUGGCAGAGAGAAAAAAAUGUUCGCUGUAGAAACACUAGAUGAGCUUGUGGGUGUGAGUCCCUGAGGGAAACUGUGCUCACUAGCCCUAUAUAAUUGGUUUCCUAAGGAGGAGCGUUUCAAAGGUUGUUUGCUGUGUGCAAGGUA
This is a messenger RNA of Anguilla rostrata (American eel), 2253 nucleotides long. RefSeq names its product growth arrest-specific 8 (gene drc4). The coding region runs from base 73 to 1416 and encodes 447 amino acids. Gene Ontology annotation, cellular component: Golgi apparatus; motile cilium; microtubule. Lineage: Eukaryota; Metazoa; Chordata; Actinopteri; Anguilliformes; Anguillidae. The transcript is spliced from 10 exons. Gene Ontology annotation, molecular function: small GTPase binding; microtubule binding. The record is from RefSeq and is a predicted model, not a curated record. Gene Ontology annotation, biological process: flagellated sperm motility.